AUGUCCUUGAGGAAUGAGCCUCAGAAGCAUUAUGCUGGUAAGACUCAGCUUACUCAUUGGUGUGAGCCAGGAGUUGAGAAGAAGCCAUCACAUGUACGUGUGUAUGGGAGGGGAAAGAUAGAGUGUGUUGACAGGCUGCUGGUAUGCACGUCUAUGGCAGCUGCUAUAAGGUGCGGGGUUGAGGGCUUGUCUAUGGAAGGUGGAACGGAUGGCUUGAGAGUUGAUUAUGUCCCCUCUACGUCUGAUGCUGUGUUGACUGUCCCUCCUCGAUGCGAUGCAAUGGAUUUGGAAGCACUAGUAUGGGAUAAGCUGAGACCAAAAGAAGUGCGUGUUGUGAUGACGAAGGAAGUUAGUAGCACUAGAGGGGAAGACGGCAUAGU
Molecule: messenger RNA, 380 nt
Organism: Perkinsus marinus ATCC 50983
Lineage: Eukaryota; Perkinsozoa; Perkinsida; Perkinsidae
Exons: 3
Source: RefSeq, a predicted model, not a curated record